Messenger RNA from Anopheles stephensi (Asian malaria mosquito), 1048 nucleotides. RefSeq lists its product as uncharacterized. The coding region runs from base 204 to 1022 and encodes 272 amino acids. The transcript has 3 exons. Lineage: Eukaryota; Metazoa; Arthropoda; Insecta; Diptera; Culicidae. The record is from RefSeq and is a predicted model, not a curated record.
AACAAAUGGCAGGCAGUGUUAUUGUUUUGUUGUCGUCCAUGUGUCUCCAUGUGUCUUCAAGGAGCUCGGAAUCCAGCUUUCUUGCAAUUAAACGGUGUUUUAUUUGCGUGAAUUAAGAUUAAAAUCGUUAAAAAUGUGUGCUUAAAUCAAACUAAUUAACUUUAAAACGAAUCAAGGACUUCGUGCACGUGUUCUCUAUCAUCAUGCCCAAAGCUAAAUCGAACCCGAAGAAACCAACUAAAAACAUUCGGAGCGUGUUAGCCCAGCCAUUCAAAAGUGUCUGGCCUCGAAUUCCGGACAAUGAUGUCGAGCGGUGCACGGAAUUACUUCAAGGCGUAGACAGUAAACACAUUAUUAGCGGCUGUAAUAACGUCAUCAAGUUGCUCGAAAAAGGUGAAGUUGCAGCGUGCUUUGUGCUGGACAGCUUCCACCCACAAAUGUUGGCCAAACUUAUCAUUCAGAUGGCCCGUAAGCGCAACCCCAAGGUGCUUGUACUAGCCCUACCCUCGUUUCCAAAAGGUUGUUACCGCAAUAGUGUGCUAAUGGCUAUCACAAAACCGAAAGUUAACGAUGGCCCAAACUUCGAGCCGGUGAAGGCUUUGCUGAAAUGGAUGAAAAAGGUAUCGAAAGCCAAUGGAUUUAUAGCAGAAAAUCCCAAGAAAAAGGUUGCACACAACCGGAACAAUCCAUUACCGAAAGUUAAGCCACCCAACGAUGAACCAAUGACCGAUGCGGAGGUAGCAAAGCUAUACGUUUUCGAACCAAGGGACGCAGAGGCGCAAGGAAAAAAGUCAAAAAAGCGUGUUGCAAAUGAAGCGGAACAUUUUAUUUCCUUUUCCGAUAACGCUAGCAGUAUUGUUGUGUCUAAAAACGAAUAUCAACAGCAAAAUAACGAACCUCGCAAGAAACCAGUCACCGAUCGGAAACCGUCCAAAGGAGAAUCGUACAUACCCCUGACCGUGAAUCGUGUUCAAGGCAACCCUAAUCGUGUCGAACAUAAGAAGAAAAGAAGAACGCAAUAAAAACAUACCCAAGCCCUCGAACGUUA